Messenger RNA from Benincasa hispida (wax gourd), 2654 nucleotides. RefSeq names its product Leucine-rich repeat (LRR) family protein. Gene Ontology annotation, molecular function: protein binding. NCBI's taxonomy places the organism in Eukaryota, Viridiplantae, Streptophyta, Magnoliopsida, Cucurbitales, Cucurbitaceae. The record is from RefSeq and is a predicted model, not a curated record.
AAUUGUUGGGUUUUGGAUCUUUUGUGAAAUUUUCGUGAAAUUUUCCACGCCUGCCAAAUUCAACGAUUGGGAACGAAGAAGACACAACAACAGCCAAUCUCCGAUCAAACGCAAUACUGAGAUCAAUCUAAAAAAUGGAGAAUCAUCUGGUGGAACUCUGCAUCGAUUCGGCCUGUCGGAGCAAGGACAGCGUCGAGAAAUGGCGGAGGCAGAAGCGGAGCCUUGAGCGCUUGCCCUCUCAUCUCGCCGAUGCUCUCCUUCGCCGUCUACAUGCUCGUCGUUUCCUCUAUCCAUCUCUUCUCGAGUAUGUUUCCUCUUGUUUUUUUGGUCCAAAAUCCAAAUCGAGAAAUAUCUCUGUUGAACAGCGGAUUGCAAACUUUUUGGCUCUCGUUUCGUCCAGUCGUACAAUCAUUAAAACAGUUUUCAAAUAUACCAUAGAGGUGGUCGAUCUAAGUGGUGAAAAUGCUGUUGAUUCAGAAUGGAUGGCCUACUUAGGGUCAUUUUGUUACUUGCAAUCAUUGAACGUUUCCAAUUGCCACAGGCUUUCUAGUUCUGGUAUCUGGACUAUUUCAGGGAUGACAACUUUAAGGGAGUUGAACAUUUCUAGAUGUUUGAAAGUUACCGAUGCUGGAAUUAGGCAUCUUUUGUCCAUACCAACCUUGGAAAAGCUAUGCAUUGCCGAGACUGGUAUCACUGCACAUGGAGUUACACUCCUUUCUUCGUUAAAAACAUUGGUGUUCUUGGACUUGGGUGGUCUACCUGUCACCGAUCAGGCCCUGAGCUCUCUUCAGGUGCUUACAAAAUUACAAUACCUUGACCUUUGGGGUAGUAAAAUAUCUAACAGUGGAUCUGAUGUUCUUCAAAUGUUUCCAAAGUUGAGCUUCCUGAAUAUAGCUUGGACUAGUGUCACCAAGUUCCCGAACCUGCCUCACCUAGAGUGUCUGAACAUGAGUAACUGCAUUAUUGACUCUACACUUAAAGGGCCUGGUGCUAAAGUUCCUCUAAGAAAGCUUAUUGCCUCUGGAGCUACACUUUCAAAUGAGACUGAAGAUCUGGCAUUUGUUGGAAUAAAUGUCCUAUAUUAUCUGGACUUUUCAAACGCUUCUCUUCACAGAUUCUGCUUCUUAUCUCAUAUGAAAGCAAUAGAACAUUUAGACCUUAGCUCUACUACCAUUGGAGACAAUUCAGUUGGAUUAAUUGCGUCUGUUGGAGAAAAUUUGAAAUAUCUAAACCUCAGCUGCACAGCAGUCAGCUCUUCUGGAAUUGGGACUUUAGCUGGAAAAGUAUCCAAUCUGGAAACUUUAUCACUAUCUCAUACAAUGGUUGAUGAUCUUGUCCUAUCAUAUCUGACUACGAUGCCUUCCUUGAAGUGUAUUGACCUCAGUGAAACAGACAUCAAAGGUUAUAUACACCGAUCAGCUACAGAGGAAACCAAAUUUCUCUCAUUGACAGAGUUGCAAAACCUUGAUUGUUUAGAAGUGUUGAAUCUGGAGCAUACUCAUGUUGAUGAUGAAUCUCUAUGCCCAUUAUCAAGAUUUCGAAAACUGAGUCACUUGAUGCUUAGAAGUCCCUCAUUUACAGACAUGGCAUUGAAUUACUUGUCAAUUUUGCCCAAGCUGAAAACUCUCAGCAUUCGUGAUGCAGUUUUGACCAAUCAGGCAUUUGAUACACUGAAGCCUGUGGCAACUUUACAAACAAUCGACUUGAGAGGUUGUUGGCUCUUAACUGAGGGUGGUCUUUCAGGAUUUCACAGAAGGUUUCCACAAAUUGAAGUUAGACACGAACUUUUUCACUUCUCAUCUGAUCCAACUUCCUCUGAUCGGCCUUCAACUCAUUCUACUGCAAAGAAAUUACAACUGAACCACAGGAGCAGAUCUACGGGCAUGUCACCAUAUUUUGUAGAUCAGAGGUUGAAGUAUAGCAAAGAAGAGCUACUUGUCCUUCAGUUUUCUUCUCUGUCCAACGGUUCCACAUCUGCCCUUGAAAUUGGUCAGAAAUCUGAUACCUGAAGACGCUUGAAGUAUUCUAAGAAUAAUUAUUUGGUUGAAUCUUAAUUAUGUGGAUGGGAACAGAUAACUUGUUUCUGGUUGAGCUCAGACUUGAAAGAUUCAACAAAGCAUGGAGUAGAAACAUUUGAGGUAGCAUUGCAGAAGGAUGGACAUUGAGAAAAGGGAGAAACCUUUCAGUAGAGGAAAUGGAUAAGAGGUUUAAACUAGAACCGGGGUUCUUUAAUAUUUAUUGGGAGAAAAGUAGACUUUUGCAUAGAUUGUUAGAUUCUAGGAAGGUUGGAGUCAGUGUUGUAGAAGACAAAGGCAUCAAAUAGGAAAUAUUAAAUUUCUUCUAUGAUUAUUAUUAUUCUUUUUACAAGAGGGGAAAGGAGGAUUUGAAUCUCCAAUCUCAGAAAAGGAAUACAUGUUAUUUAUCGUUGAGUUAAGAUCACUUUAACUGGUGCUAAUUGGUAGGUUCAUUGCAGUUGAGGAAAACAAUUGGCCUGAAAGGCCUUCAAGGUUUCGGGAGAGUUUGAAUUAUUUGUAAUCCUGUUUUACUAUUAUUGAUGUAUGAGGUUCAUUACAUUUAGAUAAAGUUAAGUUGCCCUGCCAGUCUCAUGUAUUGGAGGCAGGAAGUUUGAAAAAAAAAAAAAAAAAAAAAAAAAA